This is a messenger RNA of Fundulus heteroclitus (mummichog), 1277 nucleotides long. RefSeq names its product fin bud initiation factor b (gene fibinb). Bases 317 to 940 code for a protein of 207 amino acids. NCBI's taxonomy places the organism in Eukaryota, Metazoa, Chordata, Actinopteri, Cyprinodontiformes, Fundulidae. The transcript has a single exon. The record is from RefSeq and is a predicted model, not a curated record.
GCCACGCCGGGGCAAACUUUUUAUAUCCGCAGCUCUCCCGCUCGCCAACGGUGAUGCAAGCUGUCAGGCUGCGUUAAAGGACGAGAAAGAGGAACCGAGAGACAAUUUCACGCCACUUUUUUUCCCCCUUGUUUGUUUGGAGAGGCGGACAUUUAAACUACAGCCCGGCUUCAACUAACUGCGCAGCUCGGAACCCAUUUGCAGUUUUGUUUGUGCGCGCUGAAAUGAAAUAGCCCUUGAAAGUGCGUCUUUUUUUUUUUUUUUUUUUUUUGCAAACAUUUCAACCCAGUUUUCAAAAAAAAAAAAGCUUUGCAUCAUGGCUUUUGUUCACUUGUUCUUGUGCGUCUGGAUGUUGUCGCAGCCGGCGUGGGGAGCUUUUUACCGGGGGCCACUGCACCCGGAGAUGUCCAAUGGCACUUUCCAUCACUAUUUCGUGCCGGACGGCGAGUACGAGGACAACGACGACCCGGAGAAGUGCCAGAUGCUUUUCAAGAUGACCGACGAGCGAAAGUGCAGUCUGGACGAGGACCAGGACUCCGUCAUUAGGGAUGACUUCACCCUCGUCAAGCGGCAGAUCGAGGACUCGGCGCGGGUGCUGGAGGGGAUCGGGAAGAGCGUCUCCUUCGACCUGGACGGGGAGGACAGCUACGGGAUGUAUCUGCGCCGGGAGACGGCCCAGAUCGGCGAGGCGUUCACAAACUCGGAGAAAUCCCUGCUGGAGCUGGAGGUGAAGUUCAAGCAGAGCCAGGAGAGCGAACUGAAGGAGGAGCACCGGCUGGGUGACGACUUCCUCACCAUGGUGGUGCACACCCGGGACGCCCUGAAGGAGACCCUGGACGUCUCCCUGGGCCUGAAGGACAAACACGAGCUGCUGUCUCUGAUCAUCCGCAGCCACGGGACGCGACUGAGCAGACUGAAGAACGAGUACCUCAAAUUCUGAAAGCGGAAACCAUCCCUUUAUUUUCAAAUUAAAAAUAUAAUUGUUUUUGUUUUUUUUUAAUUGGAGUGCGAGCAGGGCCGUAUUUAGAAGAAUGUGGGGCCCUGGGCUUCUUUCACUUUGGUGCCCUGCCCACACAUUUCUUUUAUGCAUGCAAAUUACAAUAGAUUGAUAAAAAAUUUUGUGUCAUACAAGAUGACAAUUACUUUUUUCUGAAUCAGUUUUUCCUUCCUAAACAGUUUCUGAUUAGCAUGGAAUCACUUAUGCAAAAUAUAUAUAAUUCAAUUAAAUUUUACUUAUAUAGCGCCAAUUCAUGAAACAUGUCAUCUCAAGGCACGUU